Messenger RNA from Lodderomyces beijingensis, 2181 nucleotides. NCBI's taxonomy places the organism in Eukaryota, Fungi, Ascomycota, Pichiomycetes, Serinales, Debaryomycetaceae. The record is from the annotation of a GenBank genome assembly.
AUGGAGGGGGAAAAGAAGAAGAAGAUCAAGCGCAGCCGCAAGGGCUGCCAUGCUUGCAAGAGGCUAAAGAUCAAAUGCGAUGAGCAAAAGCCCAAGUGCAGCUACUGCACCAAGAGGAACUUUGACUGCGAUUAUUCAAUGAAACUUACGUGGGGAGGGCGACCGUACAAGGACGCCAGCAAAAGGAGUAGCAGCAAGAACUCGUACCCGUCAGCACCUCAGACACCCAAGGACAAGGAGUAUUUGAAGGAGAAUCUCAACCGCACUUUGAGCAAGGAGAUGCAUAUUGUGCCGGAAAAUGAACUGCUCGCCAGCGUGUUUGCUCCUCCUCCUCCUCCUCUUCUUCUUCCCCACGAGCACGAGAUCCAUACUCCCAUUACACCGCUCAGCAGUUUCUUAAUCCCCGCUGGCACGGCGACGAGCUUGCUUGAGGGCGGCAACAGGGGCAAUGAUAGUAGUGUAUUGCCCAUUUCAGACAACCCACCUUUGCCUUUGCCUAUGCUGCUGACGCAGACGGGCAUACCCUUGGAGGAACAUGGCUUGGUUCCUGCUGGGUUAGACGAGCUUGAAAGGACAAUUACUAGGAGAACCGGCGGCGAGUUCCAGUUCAUACCCAGAAACUCGGCCAUAUUGCUGGACUUUAUGGAGAGAUUCGAUGGCCAAAACAACUGGACCCAUGCAGAUGUUUUGUCUAGUCUAUCGUCAUACACCCAGGAUUUAUCGGCGAUUGAACAGUAUAUGCCGUCGCAAGCUGGGCAUUUGGUCCCAGACGUGAUGCCAUUGGUUUAUCGGCCUCGCGCUCCUUUGAGGGCAGAACAAGAACCGGUGCAACCGCCGUUACUAGGCGUGGAUGCUGAAAAGGAGAGGCCGGAAUAUUUUUUCAGCCAAAUACCGCGACAGCUUACCCCGCUCCCGUCGUUGUUGCUCGAGGUGCCCUUUUACAGAGACUUGAUGCAUUUUUGGGUGAAUGUCGCGUCCCAGCACUUGGUGCCGGCACCCUCGGGGAUCUACAAGGAGAAUCCAUUCAGAAUCUUGCUUCCACAAAUGGCGAUGGAGUACUCCUCGGUGUUGACGAUAUUGCUUGCCUUUUCCGCCAAGAUAAGAGCCCUGCUUAUAGGCACCAAUGACGUGCCAGAUGAGAUUAUUGAAAAGUUGAUGUCGAGGUCCUGUAGCGAGCUACUCCAUCUAUUGCAGGACAAUACGAAAGCCACCUCCGACCAGACCUUGGCGACUGCUUUGCUCUUGUCCUGUUUUGAGAUUUUCGAUUCCAAAGACUUUAGCAAGCACCGCGCGCAUACCAUUGGGGCACGCCAAAUCAUCAAAGCAAGGUCAAUGGUCUCUAUGGAAAGAACCAAUUUGUCAGGGAGCGACAAGGACGUGACGUUUUUUUUGUUGCGCUGGUUUGUUUACAUGGAUGUCAUUGGAGCGCUUUCAGCUUCAAAAAACUCGGAUAAAUACCUUUUAAUCACUGACGACUUGGGAAGCUAUGAGCCGGUGAGCUCAGUGGUGAGCUUGAAUUACGAUAAACAAGUGAGCGAAAACUCGAGCUCGUUGGACGUUGACCGCAUGAUGGGGUUUGACCUCCAGCUUUUGUCGUAUUUUGCCAAAAUCACGCUCGUUACCAGGAAAAUCAGCGACUAUUUAAAGCAAGAAGGCGCACACUCCGUUUCGAUCCCGCUCGAGCUCAUCUCCGAGGUUUUAGAAAUCAAAAAGGCAUUGCAGGACCAAUGCUCGAGAGAGGAGGAUUCCAUGACAGAGCGUCAAAAGAAGAUUGUUGAAGUUGGAGACGAGUCGAGAGCAAAAGAGAUUGAAAUAUUGAAGUGCACCAACCGGAUAUUCUGCGAUGCGGGCACCAUCCACUUGUACCGAAGAGCGCUUCACAUUCCAAGAAGAUCACCCUUGGUGCAAAACUUGGCCAGCAACAUUGGCCUCUUGACCGUGAAAAUGAUCCCGGCAAAGUCGCCCACGGAAACAUGUUGUAUAUUCUGUUUCUUUACCGCGGCUUGUGAAACCUUGGACGUGAGGCUUCAAGAGUUUUUCAAGACCAAGUUCCAGGAGAUGAGUGACAUGGGCAACAUCAAUGCAAAAAAGAGCUUGCAGAUUAUGAAACACUGCUGGUCAAGUGGAGACGACUGGCUUCAAGCUGCCGAGAAGUUGAAUUUGGACUUUGCCUUGUUCUGA